CAGCCAGCGCCGCGAUCGGCCGAGAGUUAAAUGUUCUCUGAGCUUUGGUUUCAAGGCAUUAUUUUGUGCAUCGCAUUAAGUGCAGAUACGAAGUACAUGCUCCGCAGAGCGAGCGAGCCCUUCAUAAAACAUGCACUCCUUUUCUUCCGCCCGAAUGUUCGCAGCUGCGCUGGACGGAGCCUGUCUUUCUCUCUGUCCGUAGCACAGCUUCUGCCUGAUGCGAUGGCCAUCUACAUGUCCUCUGCCGCUAUGCCUGUCGAAUACUGAAUACUAAUGCCAUCUGUUCUCAUCACUAUACCCUGGAUUAAUGUAUAUGCUAAGCAUGAUCUA
Messenger RNA from Trichoderma asperellum CBS 433.97, 330 nucleotides. Lineage: Eukaryota; Fungi; Ascomycota; Sordariomycetes; Hypocreales; Hypocreaceae. The record is from RefSeq and is a predicted model, not a curated record.